Penicillium macrosclerotiorum is the source of this 1431-nucleotide messenger RNA. RefSeq lists its product as uncharacterized. The transcript has 2 exons. Lineage: Eukaryota; Fungi; Ascomycota; Eurotiomycetes; Eurotiales; Aspergillaceae. The record is from RefSeq and is a predicted model, not a curated record. Gene Ontology annotation, molecular function: oxidoreductase activity. The coding region runs from base 1 to 1431 and encodes 476 amino acids.
AUGCUUUCAAUAUUGCCUACUUUUCUCACUCUGGGGGCUACGUUGUUGCUGGCGUCUGCAAAUAGUCUACCAAAUAUCAUUUAUCGAGAUGUCGCGAUCAUCGGCGGGGGUGCCUCAGGUGCUUAUGCAGCCGUCCGCCUACGUGAUGACUUUGACAAGAGCAUCGCCUUAAUUGAAAAGCAGAGUAUUCUGGGUGGUAUGGUCGAUACCUAUGUCGAUGAGAACACUGGCGCCACUUUUGACUAUGGUGUCCAGAGCUUCCUCAACGUGAGCGGAUCUACAGAAUUUUUCGCUCGGUUCAAUAUCCCAAUUAGCACCAAUUCCAGUAGCGUUUCUUCGACUACGAAGUACAUUGAUUUCAACACCGGUGAGGCGGUUGACUUUACAGCCCCGGCGUUCACGAAGCAAUUUGCUGCAAUCGCCAAGUUUUUCGAGGUUAUCAAGCCAUGGGAAUCAAUGUUAAGCCCUGGAUAUUGGAAUUUUCCCGAACCAAAAGAUAUUCCUGAAGAUCUUCUUAUUCCCUUUGGCCAAUUUUUGACCAAGCAUGGUCUUGAGGAUAGCACGCCUCUGAUCUAUGCAUCUACCGGUCUUGGAGUAGGAAACAUAAGCGAAGUCACCACGAUGUUUGUCUUGCAGUCGUUCGGCUGGGACAUGUCGCGCGCAAUGCUCGGUGAAAUGGGUCUUUUUACCCCUGCAUCUGGGGGCAACCAAGUCCUCUAUGACGCCAUUGCUAAUGACCUGGGUGAUGAUGUGCUGUACUCGAGCACUGUGAUUGACAGCCGCCGCACCGAAUUCGGUGUUUUUCUCACUGUGCGCAAUCACAAGACCCAGAAAGUCACACUAAUUGUCGCUCGCCGGCUCCUAGUUGCCAUUGAGCCAACUCAGGCGAACAUGAAGCCUUUGGAUCUCAGCAGUUCUGAAUGGGACACUCUGUCCAAGUUCACCUACUCAAAUGAAUUUACUGGUCUGGUUAAUAACGCCGUCUUCAACACGAGUUAUUAUUACUAUAAUCUACCAUCUGCUGCCGCUCCCGAUAAUCUUCUUGUAUUCCAAGAUGAGCCAAUGGUAGCAAGCUUUCAAUACACCGGUCUUGAUCACCUUUUCCGCGUGAUGAUCAUUGGUAAUAAGACUACGAAUGCUGUGGAAUCCAAGGUUCUGGCACAGGAAAGCUUCAGUAAGUUGCUAGAAGCCGGUCUUUUGUCCGGAUCCACUCAAGAUCAGAAGCUCAGUUGGGCCGCCUUUUCCACUCAUGGUCCCAUGCAUGCUCGCGUCUCUGUCGAAGAUAUUAAGAGUGGAUUUUUCCAGGACUUGUACAAGCUGCAAGGUGCACGUUCCACAUGGUUUACGGGUGGUGCCUUUUCCGCAAAUUUCCAAACUCAGCUGUGGAAAUUCGAUGAGGGUCUGAUCCCUAAGAUCCUCGAGGGUCUUUGA